UUGUGCAUUAACAUUUAAAAACAAAUAGAUUUAUAUAAUAUUUCCAGAAUGAAAAUAACAUCAUGUCGUAAUUUCAUCCCGUAUUCCAAACGUGUUUGGCGGGUAUCGCGUUUUUGUGUACUGUGUAUAUAUUCCAGCAUAUAAUAGAAGCAGCAUGAGAAAUAAGACUAAGAUCUUUUUGUAAGCUUCAUAUCUCACAGUAGAGUUUAUUAUACUGCACUAAUGCAUCUAGGAUUUUUCUGUCGGUGAUUUUUCUUUUGCUUUGUUAGCUCUUUAUGACUGUUUUCAACAGUAUACCGUGUAAUAUCCGAGGAGGGUUUAUUGAGAUCUGAAACUAUGACUAGAGAAGCACGUGUGGAGUACGGAGAUAAACCGAUUCAUGAAAUGAAAGAAAACAAACAAAGGGACGAAAUCCUUGAUUAUUCUUCAACUGGCCUUUACGAACUGAUACUUGACAAAACACAUUGCAGUUUGCAAAUCCUUACACAGCUUAUCAUUGACUUUAACAGUAUAUCAGCUCUUCCUGAUGACUUUGUUAAUUCCCUUCCAAACCUGGAAAUGUUGUCAGCAAGUGGUAAUGACAUUAAAGUUUUGCCGCAAAAUUUUGGCGCACUAAAACGUUUGCAAAAAGUAAAUCUUUGUGAGAACUGUUUAUCGAUACUUCCAGAUUCAGUUCAGCACUUGGAAAAUCUUCAAGUCCUUCGACUGACAGGGAAUAAACUAGCUUGUCUGCCUGUGGAUUUUGGUGAAAUUGGUGGACUAGAGGAGCUACAUAUUGAGGAAAAUGCACUCACAUGUUUUCCACCUACGUUUGCUCUACUAUCAAAACUGAAGAUUCUUGAAGCAAGUUAUAAUAAAAUCCACAUUUUGCCCCGAUAUAUUGGCAGCAUGGAAUCCCUCCAGUCGAUUAAUCUAAGCCACAAUCUUUUAAAGGAGAUCCCAAGAAGUUUUGCUGAGCUACAACAUUUAUCUUGCAUUGACUUUUCACACAAUAAACUUAAAGAGUUACCUGAGACCAGCAGGUCUCAACACACACUGAAAAAAUUCUUUGCUGGAUUUAAUGCUCUUGAGUGGAUUCCAGAAUGGCUAGGACAUCUUCCUGAACUGACAAACCUUUGCUUACGAGAAAAUUUGCUGUCAGGACCGCUUCUUCCAGCUGACAUGGGAAAGGUGUGCAAGAAACUACGAUAUUUGGAUCUCUGUGGCAACCACCUGACAGAAUUACCAGAAAGUUUUGGGGAACUGGAAUGUCUGGAGUAUGUUCAUUUUGGAAGCAAGUUUGAUGAACUUGAAAGAAAAGACUGGAUAAAUGGAAACUGGCUCACCAAGUUGCCAGCUAGUUUUUCACAGCUACAUAAUCUGAGUAAUCUCCGGCUGGAUGAAAAUCAGCUUCAGUUCCUCCCAGAAGACUUUGGAUUGUUAUCUAAUCUAGAAAAUCUCAAUCUAGGACAAAAUCUGCUAUUUGAUCUUCCGGAGUCAUUUGGAAACCUGAGCAAGUUGCGAGUUUGUCUUCUGUCUCGAAACAACAUUGAACUUCUUCCAAGUUCUUUUGGAUGUCUCCAGGGACUUGAAGAAUUGCGUGUUGAUAAUAAUCGGCUCGCUGAGCUUCCGUUGUCAUUUAGUAACCUGACACAGUUGAAGGUACUGGAUCUUUUCAACAAUCGGCUGCAAGAAAUCCCCGACUGCCUUCCUCUUCUGAAACAGCUUAAAUUAUUGGAUUUAGACCAGAAUCCCAUUCAGAUGCCAAAAAUGAAAAUACCAAAAUUGGACUUGUCUAUUAAUUAUCCUUCACGAAAUCCAAUUUACAAAGGUACCUGGAGGGGACGACCAAGGACUGGAGUGGAAGAAAGUUUAUAUAUUAAGAGAUACAAAGACACUGAUGUCUUCAAUGAUCGAGAAGCAGAUGACCAGGAUACAACUGAUGCAAAUUUGACUGAAAAAGAAGAUGAAUUGUAUGGUUCGGAGGACCUGCCAUUCAGUUUCAAUGUGAUGAAGCUGGCAGCUGAAUCGAGCUUGUGGAAACGGGUACCUUGGCGAUCACAUUCUGGUCCAGAUGUUCGACCUAUCUUUAGCAGAGACAUUCAAGAGACAAACCCAGCAGACUCGUCGAUGAGUGAUUGUUCAAACAAUCUCAGUCUACCAGGAGAUCAAGAAAGUACAGAGACUGAUGAACACAAUGUUGAAGAGGACUGGAUCACUUUACAGACACACGAAGAUGCACAGGAUAAAGUUGUGGCAUACCCCCAAAACCAGUCUGGGGAAUGUGAAGCUUAUACACAGGAAAACUGGGAGGAAAAUUGGGAUGAUGAGUUAGAGAAAUCUUCUGAGAUGUACAGCCCCUACGACUUUGGCCUCACAUCAGCCAACACAAGCUGCUACAAUCCUACAAUAGGGGCUUUCUUCUGGGAUCCUUCAGCUCUUCAUGCCCCAAAUAUUAAUCGUGCUGCUGUUUCAAGGGACAGCACGGAUUAUGUAGAAGGACAGUUCAGUGAUGCUGAGAAUAGUUGACGUGUUCAUAUUUUGGAAAGAACUUUGUCUGAGACUCACAUGGAUUUAUCUCUUGUUUGCUAUCAAAUAUACUGCCUAAGACUAACUAGAUAGGUUUCAAAUAA
Pomacea canaliculata is the source of this 2612-nucleotide messenger RNA. RefSeq names its product leucine-rich repeat protein soc-2-like. The record is from RefSeq and is a predicted model, not a curated record. The coding region runs from base 337 to 2508 and encodes 723 amino acids. NCBI's taxonomy places the organism in Eukaryota, Metazoa, Mollusca, Gastropoda, Architaenioglossa, Ampullariidae. The transcript is spliced from 8 exons. Gene Ontology annotation, molecular function: protein binding.